AGAGAGAGAGAGAGAGAGAGAGAGAGAGAGAGAGAGAGAGAGAGAGAGAGAAAGAGAGGAAAAGAGAAAGAGAGAUACACGCGUAGACGCGGCGCGUCACGCACGUAGGACCUCGGCCGCGGCCGGCUGGUUGUCAAACGCGUGGCAGACGACAGUUGACAUGACAUGAGGGAGAGAGCGGGCUCGAGCGAGCCGCGGCAUUCGCGCGGCAGGGCGCGAUCGGGCGCGACCGCUGCGGCUCGGGUUGGCACGGCACACCACACCACAUCACACCACACCACACCACCACGACGGCGGCAGUCGUCGUGGUGGCGACCGGGCGUCGCGCGGACCUUAUUGCGCAAGCCAAUUCCCGUCCGCGGAGUACGGUGCCACGGUGCAUGCGCGUCCCAUUCUGUUGCCCUUCGCCGAGGUCUGCCUCGCCAAGGUAGAAGGCUGGGCACGAGGGGAAGGAGAACGCAAGAAGAGGGGAAAGGGGAAGGCCAAAGUGCACACAGUCCGGAUUCAAAGGUCGGUCGAGGGGACGACGAGCACACCGACGUUCACGUCGGAUUGGUCGGGUGCCAUCCGACUGCCAGGGAGAGCCAGACACGAUUGGCGGACCAGCAGCGUCGGGCGCGGCAGCUACGGUCGACGGUGGGGUGUGUUUGAACAAGACUCGCCGACUCAAGAGUAGCGGAGUACACUCGCUAACCGGCCUCCAUCCAUACGGCACACAGAGAGAGGAGAGAAGCGAGGUUGAAGCGAGGCGGAGUGGUGUGGUGAGGUGAGGUGGUCUCAAACAGGCCCCGCUCGAUCAAAUAACUGACCGCGCGCGCGGUCGACGAAGAGAGAGCCCGUGUGAGUCCAGGCUCCGGUGGUGGUUGUUGUUUCGCGCACUUGUCCUCCCCGUUACCGACAUACACUACCUUGUGAUCGCCGGCGUCGCGUCCGCGUCCGCGUCCUUGUGUUGUCCGAGUAACAAUUACCCCUAUCUACCGCGGGGUGUGAGCCCUUUCGCGCUCGCUCGCUCGCUCGCGUUUGUCCGCGUCCCGUCGAGUGUUCCUCCGCGUCUUCAGCGUGAACAAACGGACCGCGCAUUGUGCACCGUCGGGAGGAAGAGGACGUUUUCCCCUUCGUUACGUCGCCGUCGUGGUGCGAGGAAACGAACGUGGACGCAGUCCAGUGUGUGCCCGGGAGAGUAACUCCCUGAGCGAGCUUUCCCGACGAGGAUCCGACAUUGCGACUCUCUUCAUCGCGGGGGGGAAAGACGGUGCCUUUGGCCGGUUUGUUGCGCAAAGGGAGGCUCUCUCUGCCGUUCGAUUCAGUGUCGUUCAGUGUUGUCGCGACAUGCCGCGCGCUCAAGAACAGGAAUCCCGGUGAAUCUAUUCUUGGUGAAUCGCAGCAAACGCGAGGUGGAUAUCUAAGCGGCCACUGCGAUCGCAGUCGCCGUCGCUUCUGUUCUGUGCGCCCGCAACAACAAUUCAUUGACAUACCUGACCAGCGGCAAGACACUGUGAGAGCGGUGAGAGCCGCGCGAGCGCGCGAGCACCGAGCUACAAGCGGAUCGUCCGCAUCUCGCCCGGUCUCGUCCGGGUGGGAAAAUUAAGGGAGUACCGGACUGCCAGCAGCCGUGGUAUCGCGGCUUUCAUGACUCCCGUUUGACAGCGACGACGCGGCAGCAGCCCACCCCGGCGCCGGUGAGCUCUAUGACCAUGCUGCAGUCGCAGAAGCUGUACAGCGAUGCGGGUGCCAUGACCAGCGCCGCGAUGUCCGGAAUGGGCAGUAUGGCGCCCACGUACAGCUCGAUCAACUCGAUCAACAGCUGCGUGUCGAUGGGCAUGACGAUGGGCGUCGGAGUCGGGCCCAGUUGCAGCCCGCAGGGCGCCAGCGGUUUCAACAUGAGCAGCAUGAGCUCGGCCAUGGGGAUGGCGUCGAUGGGCGGCGGCGGUAUGGGUGGUUACAGUGGUGCUUCCAUGGGCGCCGGCGGUGCUUGCAUGAGCGCCGUCGGCUACGGUCCGCUGACACCGGGCGGCGGUGCCGGUGUCAGCCGUGAUCCGCUGUCACUGUCCGAGCCGGACUCGCCGAAUUCGGCGUUGCAACGCGCGCGCAGCGACAAGUCCUACCGACGCAGCUACACGCACGCGAAACCACCGUACUCUUACAUCAGUCUCAUCACCAUGGCGAUACAGAACGCGCCCAGCAAGAUGCUCACGUUGUCCGAGAUCUACCAGUUUAUCAUGGACCUGUUCCCGUUUUAUCGGCAGAAUCAGCAGCGCUGGCAGAACUCCAUCAGACACUCGCUCAGCUUCAACGACUGCUUCGUCAAAGUGCCGCGCACGCCUGACAAGCCCGGCAAGGGCUCCUUCUGGACGCUGCAUCCGGACAGCGGUAACAUGUUCGAGAACGGCUGUUACCUGCGGCGGCAGAAGAGGUUCAAGGACGAGAAGAAGGAGCUGACCAGGCAGACCAACAAGCACCAACAGCACCAACAGCAUCACGUGUCCGCGGCCGCGGUCGCGGCUGCCGGCGCGACUAUCGCCGGUCAGCACAGUCCGCCCACUCACGAGGGUGCGCCGGGCUCGAAGAAAACGGGCAGCUCCAUCCACCACGGCGGCCCUCAGCAGCAGGAUGACAAGGACCUGCACUCACUGGUCUCCACGCACCAUCACCACCACACGGCGGGCCUGCAUCAACAUCACACCGUCCUCAAGAGCGACACCACGGACAUAGGCGGCCUCCUUGGGCCCGAGCUCGGCGCCGCUCACGACGAGCUGUCCGCCAUGGUGAAUCGCAGCUUGCACCAGACCCUUUUGUCCGACAGCGGUAGCCUGCAUCACGGUAUGACCGGUAGCCUCAAGCAGGAGCCACUCUACACGGCUACCAGUCAUCCCUUCAGCAUCAACAGGUUACUGCCGCGCGACACGACCGGCACCUCGCCCGGCGCACAGGAUACCAAGCCGCCCGAGAUGAAGAUGUACGAGCUGCAUCAGAGCUACGCCAACUUCGGCUCGCCGCAUCACCCGCACGCGCACUCGGCGCCGCCUGGCCAUCAUCAUCAUAACGGCAUGCACGCCGGCACUAACGGCGCCGGGCCCAUGCACAUGACGAAUCAUCAUCAUCAGGAAUACUAUCAGAGUCCGCUCUACCAUCACGUAACCAGCGUGGCCACUACGAGCGCGCCGCCGCCGCCUGCCGUCGCCACCGCGGCGCCGGGCUUGUGACAUCACGCUACCCACCCCUACGCUUUGGCCUGAGUUGCUGCCGCCGCGGCUUACGUCGCCACCGCCGCCUCCGGAGGCGCACCUAUGCCACCCCCGACGCCCGAUCUAUCCGCGACCACGACGACGACGAGCAGCGCGAGGCCGACGUCGUCGUCUGCGACGACCAUCUCCUCGACCUUCUCGGCCUCGUUGCCGCGGAUGUCGCGUAGACGCGUCGGCCGUCGUCACGGGUCUCACGACGACGAUGACGACGACGACGACGACGAUGACGUCGUCGACGCCACCGUCGCCUGCUGGCCGCCCGACGACGACAACGAGUACGACGACGAGAACGAGGACGAGGAGGAGGAGAGUACCGUUGUCUACAGACGGUAGACGCGUGGCUACCUGGAGGUAUCUUUCCAUCAGCAGGCUUCGCCUCGGGGGUGUUGUUACCGUUCGAUCGCGCGGUUCAUCGUCUUGGGAGAAGAAUCACGGUUUGACACGUUGUCUUCUACUUCUGAAAGUCGCUAUCUACUUUGCUUGUCGCGCCCUGAUGGGACCGAUUACUGGAAAUAGGGAUGUGCAAGCCAAACCCGUCUCUGUCACCGAGCCGGCUUUUCCUAACAAAUUUUCUGUUUCCCUCAUGAACCAAACAAAUAUCUGUAUCGUCUAGUCUCGAUUAGUCGCGCGCGAUAAUUAGUUCUCGAGUAAACCAACCAAUUCAGCUGUCAAGUUGCCGCUCAAACAAAUGGAUCGGUGAGCGUCGCUCGUCGAGUACAAUUGCAAACAACGGCCGUGAUAAAGGCCAGGGAAAUUCAUUACUGUCUUUCGCGCUCUCGCGCUGGAAGAGAAGCCUCGAUUUUUCUCCCGUAGUCCCUCAACGAUCGACUGUCGCGUCUCCCUUCGGAAUGUUAUCGCCUUGUUAUCACGCGCGUCCGGCGAAUUGGACGUCGUGCAAUUUCACGACGGGAAGGUGUCGGAGAGACGGGAACGUCUCUCUGAAUAAUCGAGCACACUGAAUCACGCUGUUCUCGCGUUUAUCGUGCCGCGAGCGCAAUCGCGCGAUUCCGCUGAACCUAGCUAAGAGUUUUUCGCGAUACGCCGAGCUCGAGCGUGACGUCGUCGUCGGUAUGUACUUUGACGCGAUACACAGCUUGCAUCUUUCGCGUGUCGUAAGUUUUACUUGGCGCGCAUUAUCGCGUCAGGAUCACUCGGCAGCGCUCGUCUUUUUUGAGAGUGCCGUCGAGUGUCGUUGUUUUCGAGUCGAGGAGUCCCAAGAUACCGCCCCUAGUCCGACAAAUUGAUAUUAAUUCUUCAAUUGUGUAAAUUCGCCGGAAUACGAUCGCCGCGAUAUCGAUCCCGAUAGCGGAGAUUCCUGCGGAAUUAUCGAGCCGCUCCUCGACGUGGCGCUCUCCAUUAGAGUGCGGUCGUUGAUCUCGAUCUCGCUGCACCUCGAGUAUUGUUUACCAUCGUACAAUUAUUGCCACAUUUAUUAACGCGUAUCGCGUGCUGGGUCGCGCAAGGAUUCUUCAGUCGAGUUCAGUUUUCUAUCGCCACUUGAAAGGGAAACGACGAUGAUAACGUUCUCUCCGCUUAUCGUCGCCUCGCGCUGAAGACGUCGUGAAUUUUUGCCGCGAAACUGCGUUUCGCACUCUUCUCCUCUGUUCCGCGACUCGUGCAGCUUUUCCACGCUGCAUUGUGCGUUGUCGUUUCUUCUAAUAUCUUGCGCAAACAAGCGACGCGUAAAUUACGCAGAACGUGAAUUACAUAGAGCGUUUGCCAAUUCGCCGUUUAACUGUAAUUGCAGUUAUUGUACACUCGCGUUCGCGUUAUCGAGCGACUUUGGCGACACUCGGGAUUAUUCGCGCGUAACCGCGCCGAAUUGCGCAUUUCGAUGUCGCCGAAUAACGGCUGCGUGAAGCAUUAACGCCCGCGAGAGAGAGGUUCGUUGAUUAAAAUCAAUUUCUGCAAUAAUGACAACGCGCGUGUUGUACGACGUGCUAUUUAUUAAUUUAUUUUCCAAUGUGUGGUUACGCGAGGUUGAAUUAAGCACGGGAAUCGUUUCGCACGACUUUCCGUAUCGCAAUCGCCCGAAAUCCCGAGAUCGUACAGCAGCUUUGGUAUCAGAGAAUGUCAGAGACACUUGCACAUCCCAUAUCCAGUAAUUGACGUCGUUGACAGCGUCGCUUAGGACGGCGUCUGACGACGCUUCGCGAGAUUCAUUAUCAUUACGACUGGCCCACCGACGAUGGACCGGUGCCUCGGAAGCCUCGAUUAGCAAGUUGAAAAAAUGCACCCCCGUCGAUGGGGGUGCGCUGUGUCGCGGCGAGAAGGGGGCGGCGUAAGCCUCGCAAAACAGUGCCAGGUAAAAAGUGAGAGCGGUGAGCGCAAGAGCGAAAAAUGUGAUAAUAUUCGUGAAGAUAAAUAUAAAUUAAUGAACGUGCUCGCGCGCGCGUGCCCCGCGAGGGCGCGUUAUAUCAUGAUUAUUAUUAUUAUUAUUAUUAUUAUUAUUAUUAUUAUUAUUAUUAUUAUUAUUAGUAUCAUCGUUAUUCGAGCAUACAGCAGCCGCGUUCGCGCGCACACCGACACACAUUAAUACACACACACACACACAUACACAUAAACACACGUCCUUGUAUCAUCCACGUGUCACGAUUUUUGUACAUUUCCUUUUUUUUUCACAUUCCCCAGGCACGCUCGCGCGCGUGCAUCGAGAAAUUAACGUCGAUGAAAUAAUUGAUCCGGUUAAGUGCGUCGCGCGGGACACGACCCGCGUUUUUGUAUAAUACCUGUAGAUAGUCGUAUACUCUGUAUAUAUAUACUGUAUGUAUAGUCUCAUAUGUAUACUGUAUAUAUAUACUGUACGUAUGCUGUAACGCAUAUAAUGUACAAUAUUAAAAACAAUGUUAAAAAGAGCUAUAUAUAUAAAUAUAUAUAUAGAUAUAUAUAUAUAAAUGGAAUCUUUAACGAUACAUUAUGUUAGGUAUAUACGUAUAACGGAGCAUGAGCAUGAAUGAGAGAAUGGAGAGAGUCAGAGAGAGAGAGAGAGAAAGAUUAUGUGUGUGUGUGAAUGUGUGUGUCAGAGAGAGAGUGAGAAAGAGAGAGAGAGACACGCGGUAUCUCGCAUCAUAUAUAUUUCAAAAGCAAAGCUUUUUUUCAACCGUUGCACACGUAUUCACGUUUUGCAGACUGACGAAGAAUAGUGUCAUGUGAUAUUCCGUAUUCGUGGUGAAGGCGAUUCACGUUUAGAUUUGCAAACAAUACGACGCGACGUUUGCCGGCACAUUGCGCGCGAAUUCCCCCGGAAAUAUGUCGCAGAGUGUCGGAUCAGGCAAUUCCCUUCGAUACGACUUAAUUGAAUCUCUCCCUGCGAUCGCGGAAUAUUUUGCCAGAAAGCGAAAGUCUCAGCGAUAAAGAUGAUAUCUUCGGCGACGACACUCGCGAGACUUCUUCUCCCCGAUUGUCAUCAAGGCGACUGAAUAAUCGGCGGCAUUAGAUCGUUAUAAUCGUCACACUGAAAUGCGUACGGCAUAUUACUCGGUUUCUCGCCGGAGGAACGAGAGCCUGCGCGACGGACGACGCCGAAUGACGCGGAGUUUGCACGGUAACGUCGUUGCGCGUGUCGCGAAUGUCGUACGUUGCCAUUUCCGCGAGUCAACAUUCGAGUGCAGAGGGCUAAGUCAAGAUAAUCAAACGGCUGUAAGUUGUGUCGUUGGAUGGAACAAGAGGGUGGGUAAAAAAAAGAGAGAGAAGGGGAAAAAGCAGAAGGCGAAAGAACUCCGCAAUUAACGCGACCGGUGCAAAAGCGAGCGCGUGUGUGACGGGUCUUGCGACAACUCCACGUAAAACUGCGUGUUAUUGGUCACGUAACUCACCGGUAUAUUCGCAGCAGGCGAACUACUCCAGCCUAUGAAUAUGAAAUUCACGAAAGCUUUUACCGUCACCGUCGCCGUCACCGUCGUCGUCGCCGUCGCCGCCGCCGACGUCGUCGCAUACAAAUGCUGUGCGUUGCACUUCGAUCGGAGGUGGAAAGUGAAAUCUCUCCGGCCGCUUUCAUUGACGGACUUUUGGGAAGCUCGGAUAAUGGCGCGCGAUUUCCCUCGAUUCUCUCGCGAACGUGUCAUUUUUUUUACGCGCCGCUGUCUAACUUUCUCGUUAAGCUUAACGCUACUCCUCGAAUCGGUCCGAUGAAUCUGGACCGUCCUCGAACAAAUUUCUCAGACGUGUAGCGCGCAAUGAAACAGUUGUUUUUUUUUUAGAAAGAUUCACACAGUUUUACACACGUAAAUAGAAAAGCGAAUACUUUACGUCUACAGGAAAUGACUCGCGUCACUUUUGGCCGUUAAAAUUAGAGUCGUGAAUUCGAAAAUCUCUGCUGGAAUCGAGUAUCGAGAUAUGAGAGAGAGAGAGAGAAUGUGUUUGAAACACGUGUCGAACUUCGUAUAAACUUGUGUAAAUAAGGAACCAUGCGUCGUGGAUGGUCACUAAUUAUUAUUGUUAUUAUCAUCAUUAUUAUAAUCAUCGCCAUUAUUACCACCACCGCGUCGUAACUGCAUUUCUAUAUCACGGACACGAAUUUUUUUUUAACUUUCCAGCAGCGUUAGACAAAGUGUAUUGGCGAAUGAAACAUGUAAGAGACAUAGCAAGCGUGCAUAUUCACAAUCAUUAUUCGUCAAUCGAACACAUCUCACUCGACUUUGCCUGUUUCAUCUUUCGAUUGCUUUUUUCUUGUUCCGAAUUGUAUCAAAUUGUCCUCGUUAAUGUCUCGCAGAUAUGAGGGCACAAUUGUGUGACGCUCGCGAGAUAAACCGAGAGAACUCCUCUUUAAGUGAGACAAUUAAAUGAAAAAGAAAACACCAAAAAAGAACAAACAUAUACAAGUACAAUUUCUCCCGUAAAGCAUGAAAAGGUUGGCAAAGAUUUUGCAACGAGCGGGGCCGACGACUCGGGAAAUUCUCUCGCGAGAUGAUCACAAUCGAGCUCCUACUCUCGAGAAUGCAUCGAUCGAAGAGAGAACGAAGUAAAGGAGGAAGCGAAUCCUCCUGUAAGGAGGGCUUCUCGAGCUAGGACAUACGCGAAAUGCUAAUCUCGAAAUUACGAAAUCUCAUAUUUACACGCUUUCACUGUCCCUUUGACAGUUUCACGCCGUUUUCUCGAAAGCGAGAGAGAGGGAGAAAGGGGGGGAGAGAGAGAGGGAGAGAGAGAAAGAAAGAGAGAGAGAGAGAAGAAGGAAGAGUAUAUGUGUAUGAGUGUAUGUGAGAGAGAGGGAGAGAAAGAGACUUUUAUCACCAUCGUCGUCGUGUGCGUGGUAUUGCCGGGUCUGGGAUUCAAAAGAUCGAUAAAUAAUUAAUAAUUUAGCGGUGUGGGCUCGGAUUUCAAUGAUGUAAAUACACGAACAUGAUCUCUACGCGCGUUGUACUCGUGAGAGACGCGUGCAUCCGCGUCCCUCGUGAGAAGUGUACAUUUCUCGAAAGGAAAGAAUGUAUUAUAGCAGCGAAAUUAUACCGAUUUCAAUAUCUGAUUACCUCUGUACCUUCAAUUCUUCGGCGUCGUUCUCGAUCAAACCUGCUCCCUACCCACCCGUUCGACAAUGUCGUCAUUCGCCCGAUUCGAGUGAUCGAAUGACAACAGGGUGAGAGAGAGAGAAACAGAGAGAGAGAGAGAGAGAGAGAGAGAGAGAGAGAGAGAGAGAGAGAACGAGUGAGUGAAUGGGCGAGUGAAUGAGCGAGUGAAUGAGCCAGGCACGAAAGGACGAGUAGGAUAUGAAUAGGCGGCUCGUAGGUUAAAAAGAAAAUCACAGUUAGCGGUGUUCUAGGCAGACCCUCGAGCUAAUGUACAAGUGGUGGAGCGAUAGACCAAAAUCAAAGCGCAGACCCAGAAGGCGAAUCACGUGAGAAUGGGCUCCACAGUGGGCUUGUAAACACGUCGCGCUAGUGAUGAAGUAAUUUUCAAUUAAACAACUGUCUCUUGACAUCAAGAGAGAGAGAGAGACCCUGAGUAUACAAAGAUCGAAUCGUUGCUAUGAUUUGCUAUUUGGGCGUGUGAUUUGAUUUAAGCCCAUCAUUCCGUCAGCUGUUUAUUGGGUCACUGGAUUUGCUUGGAGUAUUGUACUACGACAGAAAGAAAUUGCGCCGUUGUUAGAGAAAACGAGUGAGAGUGAGAGAAGCGACGAAUCGACAAGAUAAGGAUGUAAAUGUUUCAAUAAAUCCACGUAUUUCUACGAAAACUAAA
Messenger RNA from Odontomachus brunneus, 9416 nucleotides. Its product is annotated as silk gland factor 1-like. Gene Ontology annotation, biological process: cell differentiation; regulation of transcription by RNA polymerase II; anatomical structure morphogenesis. Lineage: Eukaryota; Metazoa; Arthropoda; Insecta; Hymenoptera; Formicidae. The record is from RefSeq and is a predicted model, not a curated record. The transcript has a single exon. Gene Ontology annotation, molecular function: transcription factor binding; RNA polymerase II cis-regulatory region sequence-specific DNA binding; protein domain specific binding. Bases 1689 to 3203 code for a protein of 504 amino acids.